AUGAGCCCACUUCCGGACCAUUACGCGAUUCUUGGUGUUGCCAAGGAUGCCCAAAUUCCCGAGAUCCGAUCUGCCCAUAGGAAGCUUGUUCUAAAAUGCCACCCGGAUAAGGUCCAGGACCCGACCCUCAAGGCCGAGAAGCAGGACGAAUUCCAAAAGGUUCAGACCGCCUACGAGGUCCUCUCCAACGAAAAGGAACGACGCCGCUACGAUGACUCGCUCCGACUGGCCGAGCUCAAGGCACAGCUGCAGAACAAGGCCAACUCCUCCGCCCCCCGAAAGUACGACAUCAAGGUCUCUGAAUCUCGGUCAUCCCACAAGCCGGCCUCUGGAUCCCCAAAUGUCCGGGUGUUCACCACGUACUCGCCCCCCGGGUAUGACGAGGAGAAACGGAGCAGAUCCCAGUCUCGGUCUCGCUCGUACUACGACCACGAGCCUCGCCACUCGUCGAAGCGGGAGGCAUCAUAUACUGAGAAGCCCUCGAAGCGUGAAGCUGAGCGGGAGCGCGAGCGGGAGAGAGAGCGAGAGAAGGAGAAGGAGCAGAGAGACAAGGAGCGCCGAAGACGUGAGAAGAAGGAGAGAGAAGAGGAGGAGCUGAGACGUGCCCAGAAGAAGGAGAAGAAGGAGAAAAAGGAACGCGAGAAGGCCAAGUCCAAGGACAUCAAGAAGGGCUCCGAGGAGAAGCGACAGGAGAGGUAUGCCGAGGACAUUUUCGUUGAGCACGAAGAGGAGUACAUCCCCAAGCCGGAGAAGAAGAAGUCGUCAAGCAAGAAGCACGAGGAGAAGCGCGAGCGGGAGCGUGAUCGGUCAGUGCACCGUGAUGAGCCCAGCCCUCGAUUCCCUGACGGAUCGCACGCGCGGUCCUUUGCUCAAGAGUACAUCCGCAUGGCCAGGAGAGAAGACCCUGUGUAUUAUUCAGAGAAGCCAUCUGCCCCUACACCCCCACCUCCGCGAAGCGGCCCCCAUUCACCCCCCAAAGACGAUGAUAUUCGUCGUUCUUCGGCUCGCCGUGCCUCCCCAGAAGGCUACAAGGAGAAAUCUCGCCGAAAGGCAUCCCGGGAGCAGCUUGAUGAUGAUGAGGACGAGGUGCACAUCAGUGCCUCACCGCCAAAGUAUGCCACUUCGCCUCCAACUCUGAACAGAACAAACUCGGUGCCCUUGACAUCUUCAAGUCGGCCCAUCCCUGUUGGAAGAUCUAAGACUUUCGCCAACUAUGGUGAUGGGGGCGAGUCGCCUCGAAGUGAUCGUGGCCGACACAGGUCAAAGCACCACGCACAGCCAACGCUGGACGAGGUGGUGUCUGAUUCUGAGGAGGAUCACGACCACGAUCGCAGGCAUCGAGAGCGCAAGCACCGGAGCAGCAAGAAGCAUCGGUCCCCCGAGGGACCGGCUGAAUUCCGCUAUCAUGUCAAUGACGGACGCUCUCAUCUGUACAGCAAAUCAUACUCCUUCGCCAACCGCGCUGACUAUGAGCCCACCACCUCGUUCAGCACCAGCCCAUACUAUCCAGAGUUUGAUCACCCCACGCGUCCAUCGAUGAACGCAAGGGACUCUGGAUAUGGCGGCAGCGGCUCUUACUACGACAGGGUGAAGACCUCAAAGAGCUACGGAGUUGAUGAUAUCGCUUUCAGCAGCUACCCCUCCGCGGCAUAUGGCGGCGAAUACCCGGUUCAGGCAUAG
Clonostachys rhizophaga is the source of this 1680-nucleotide messenger RNA. Lineage: Eukaryota; Fungi; Ascomycota; Sordariomycetes; Hypocreales; Bionectriaceae. The record is from the annotation of a GenBank genome assembly.